Messenger RNA from Anneissia japonica, 3468 nucleotides. Its product is annotated as zinc finger protein 771-like. Lineage: Eukaryota; Metazoa; Echinodermata; Crinoidea; Comatulida; Comatulidae. The coding region runs from base 576 to 2003 and encodes 475 amino acids. The record is from RefSeq and is a predicted model, not a curated record. The transcript has 4 exons. Gene Ontology annotation, molecular function: RNA polymerase II cis-regulatory region sequence-specific DNA binding; DNA-binding transcription factor activity, RNA polymerase II-specific. Gene Ontology annotation, biological process: regulation of DNA-templated transcription.
UAAUACGGUCAGCAGCAUCAAACGAAUCUUUAAGGACAAAACCAUUAACCGUUAGAGGGCCUAAUAAGUUUGAUAAGAACUUAGCUACUGAAUAAUAACAAGUACCGGUCGUGUCUAUGUCUUAGGGGUGGAAUAUUAUCAAAAUCUUUAUGUAAUUUAGGUAGUCCAUGGGCUCUAGCAGGCAUGGUUGAUACUGGACGAAUUUCUUUGUAUUCAGUUUCAGUUAGUUCAUUUCUAUUAAAUAGUGUCCGGAGGUAGGCUUGUAAGGAGUUAGCUGCGUGGUUAAUGAACAAUUAGACAGUUUCUUAAACUUAGUUGAAUCAGAGAACAAGUUCGCCAUAGAUAUGAUAUAAUCAGUUUUCUUCAUUAUCGCAACACCAUUUCCUGGGAAGCAAUUAGAAACUAUGGACACAGUUCACCCAAACCUAGGUUAUCAAAAUAUGUAUACCGAUGUCGAUAGUAUUUCACUUGCUUUUGACAACCGAUCGAUAUUCUGUAUCUGUAUCUGACUAUUACUGCAUAACGGACGGUGUAUUUUUCUAAUUGGUCUUUGGAACGUACCAGAUCGCUUUGCAAUGUUAUGUCUGAUUGUUAUUAGUAUUUCGCAACUGCUAAUGCAAAUAAAAAUAAUGAAUGUUGCAGUGAAGAUGUCAAAAUCUCUGCAAAAUGAAUCAACAUCCAGAAAUGAAAUGAAAGCUCUCAAGACGACUAUUUUGAUCAUCAUUACAUACUACGGAUGCUUCCUUCCAAAGUCUUAUUUUAUAGUCAUACGACUUUCAGCCUUUACAGGCUAUCCAUCUGAAGCUACUCAGGUUUCUCCUGUACUGAACAAGAAAACCAACCAAUCGUCAACCUCGUCAUCAACUCAGACCAAGGCACGUCAAUUGCAAUUUCAUGUCGUUGAUCCACAUGAACUUGUAGAAACUAAGAAUCCGCGUGGUAGAGGGCGACCUCGUCGAUCUCCGAAGAAGUUUUCCCCUGAUGAACCAGAAUCGUCAACCCGAUCGGUGUCAAAUAGGAAGAGACAAACAGUUGUAAUAAAUAAUAGUCCUACUCAUCAUCAUUACCAGCCGAAUUCAACGUUUGAAAUUCUUAAUGGACAGAGUCUAAAUCAUUUCGCUAAACAUAUCGGCAAUCAGUUUCGGCAACCGUCCUCACCUCCAGCCGGAAGUCAAGCAACUGACGUCCCACUCUUACAGUUUGGUUUAUAUGGCACUCGUUUCGAGACGGCCGUUACUACAUGUGAUUUGUCUCCCAACAAACCUACAGAAAAUGCUGAGAUUCCUUUUAUAUUCCCAGAGAACUGCUCCGAAAUAUCAACAUCAAAAGAUGGACAGACAGUUGUAAAAACACUAACGCAGUUGCAGAACGUAAUCACACCUCACGAAGAGGAUCAUGGGAGAACGGAUAUAGUAGCGUAUAAUGAACAUCUCGGUCUUGAAACCCUCAGCUCAGUAGCAAUAGCCAAAAGUUUAGCAGACUCCAGUCUCCAAGCGUCAAAUACGUGUAAUAAAAAAGCUGUGAAUUCACAUGAAUGCCCAGAAUGCGGCAAACGGUAUAGCACAUCGAGUAACUUAGCAAGGCAUCGCCAGACACAUCGUAGUCUAUCUGACCAGAAAGCAAAGAAGUGUCCACACUGUGAAAAGGUGUACGUUUCUAUGCCAGCAUUGAGCAUGCACAUAAGAACUCACAAGUUGGGAUGCAAGUGCCAAAUCUGUGGAAAGUGUUUCAGCAGGCCGUGGUUGUUGCAGGGUCACAUACGCACACACACUGGAGAAAAACCUUUCCGUUGUCCAGAAUGUGGCAAAGCUUUUGCCGACAAGUCCAAUCUCAGAGCUCAUAAGCAGACGCAUUCAAACGUGAAGCCGUAUAUCUGCAAGAAGUGCAAUAAAGCUUUUGCUUUAAAAAGCUACCUUUACAAGCAUGUAGAAACAGCUUGCAUUCGAGACGUAGACGCGCGCUUGUAUGAGAACGUAGCAAUGGCAACGGCACAAGUUAGUUGAUCGGCCCAUCAAGAAACACAAUACAAUCCCAGUAAAAAGAAAGGUUAAAUUUCUAAUAAAUAAAUAAAUGAAUAACAGUAUCUAUAAUAAAUUUGGGAAACUUUAUUGUCUUUCAUUGUUAUUUAUGCUAGAAUCACCAAUCAUUUACUUCGUAAUAUUAAACAAAUUGCUCCAUCUAGCGCCCCUCACUUUGCGUGCCCAAAUAAGAUCCUCAAAAUGAUACCCCUCUACGUCACUGUUAUUAACACUGUUAAAUUAGACAUGUUUCAUUUGUUUGAGUCAAUUGAUUUUUUUUAUUACAAAUCUCAUUUUACUUCAAAAUCGUAAUUAUAUAGAAGCCUUUCACACUAGAUAAUAGGCAGUUUUCGCCGCACGACGUUAACCUUAACUUUAACGUUAGUACCCAACAUACAGCGCGAUAGCUCCGCCCCUUUUGUAAAGAAAUCGAAAUACGCAUGUGCAGACCCGUAACAAACGUACGUCGAGCACGUAAAAUCCGCAACGCAAGAUGAAUACAUUAUGACGUCAUCCGUUAACGUUAAGGUUAACGUCGUGCGGCGAAAACUGCCUAAUACAAUAGUGAAAGCUGUAACGUAUAUGUUGUUAAUUGUACAAUAAUUAUGUUUGUGUGUUUGCUGUGAAUCGUUUUACCAAAUUUUUUGAUGUAGGAAUCAUUUUGUCUAUCGAUAUUAGAUUCCAUUGUUCUCUUAAUUUAUUUGAAAUAUUUCAACUUAGUAUUGUGAAUUUUAGUUGCAAUUGAUCAUCUUAGGUGAAAUAAGUAGGGAAUUUUGUGCAUAUUUUGUUAUAGUAACAACAAUAUUCUAGAGAGUUUAGGUUAAUCAAAUGUGUUCAUCAAUCAAUGCUGUAGCCAGGAUUUUCAAACCGGGGAUAAUAAUCAUGGUGGCUCCACUUAACGCAUUGAAAUUUAAAGAGUGUGAACCCAUUUUCCUAAACGUGGAGCCAAUAUACGCAUAAUAUGAGAACUCUGUAUUAAUUUUUCAAAUUUUUCAUUUUGUGCAUAAAACAGCAUAAUUUAGACCUAUUUUUAAAAAUGUGGACUCAUUCUUUACAUAAUAAUGUGGACCCAAUAGAAACAUUCUGCGAGGCUGUCCCAAUUGUCCCAAUAGCUGGCUACGGCAUUGUCAGCAAUACUAUCAUAGGGACUACCUUGCUGUUUGGAUUAAUGCUGUUUUGGUAAUGGAUUAAGUAUUGAUACUGUAUCAACUUUGCAACAACUCAGAUAUGCGUGUUAAAACUAUAAUUUUAGUGAGUGUACCGCUCUGAGACCUUCAAACAAUGUAUAAGUGCUGCGGUCUAUAUUCGGUCAUUUACGGUAGGCCUAAUUUUGCUGAGCUUUCUUAUAAAAAAGGCCUAAUUUUUAAAGGUUUAUGUAAUAUAUGGAUUUUACCUGUAGUUAAGCUUGAAUAUUUGAUACACUGAUUGAUAAUAAAAGACAGUAAACAGA